Messenger RNA from Penicillium verrucosum, 813 nucleotides. Its product is annotated as A4/G1 family peptidase. Gene Ontology annotation, biological process: proteolysis. The transcript has a single exon. NCBI's taxonomy places the organism in Eukaryota, Fungi, Ascomycota, Eurotiomycetes, Eurotiales, Aspergillaceae. The coding region runs from base 1 to 813 and encodes 270 amino acids. The record is from RefSeq and is a predicted model, not a curated record. Gene Ontology annotation, molecular function: glutamic-type endopeptidase activity.
AUGAAGUUGUCUGCUGCCAUCCUCAGCGCCGCGUUGCUCACCACUUCGGCCAUUGCCGCUCCUCUCACCGAGCGUCGCGCAGCUCGCAAAGCUGCCCGCACUGCGGCCCGAGCUGACCGUAUCAGCCGUCCGGCUUACAAGCCAGACACCAAGGAGCUUCUCAACGUGAAUGCGACAACCCAGGAGAAGUACAGCUCAAACUGGGCCGGUGCAGUCCUUAUUGGUAGCCAAUACACUUCGGUCAGCGGAGAGUUCACCGUCCCCACACCGAAGCUUCCCUCGGGUUCUUCGUCUGGCGAGAAGUCCUGUGCCUCUGCCUGGGUCGGUAUUGACGGCGAUACCUGCAGCAGCGCCAUUCUCCAGACUGGAAUCGAUUUCUGUAUCCAAGGAGGCGAGGUUUCCUUCGAGUCCUGGUACGAGUGGUACCCGGAUUAUGCCCACGACUUCUCCGGGAUCCCGAUCUCCGCUGGAGAUGUGAUCAAGCUUACUGUAACCGCCACCUCCAAGACCUCCGGUUCUGCCGUCAUCGAGAACGUCACCUCAGGCAAGUCUGUCAACCACAAAUUCAGCGGUGUUGACGAUGGGGAUCUCUGCGAGACCAACGCCGAAUGGAUUGUCGAGGACUUUGAGAGCGGUGGCGAGUUGGUUCCCUUCACCAACUUCGGAACUGUGACAUUCAGCAAGGCAGAGGCCACAUCCGGUGGCCAGACUGUUGGCCCAUCAGGAUCUACUAUCAUGGAUAUCAGACAGAGCGGCAACAUUUUGACCAAGUCAUCUGCUACUAGCAACAGUGUUACUGUGAGCUAUGUCUAA